CUUCUUGGCAGCACACGUCCCUAGUGAUUUGACAGAAUUGCACACAGCGUUUCUGAUUCCUUGAGCAAUUCCACCCCCCAUUAUAUUAUACUAGUUCGACAAGACUACAGAAGCAUCGUAUGAACCUGCGCUCUGACACCGCAUUACCAACAUGAACAACCUCCCACCACAUUACAAUGAUGGCAAUCGGGCCUUCCUGCAAGCCUUCGUGGCUCGCGGAACCCUUACGCUCAAAGAGGGACAGACAAUUCUCGCCGAAAUAUUUACCAUCGAGGCCGAAGACCGCGAGCCCGUCUCCCCGGAGCAGGUCACCCAACAAGACUUCGAGUCUUACCUGGAAGCCGCCGCCGAAGCCGUUUCCUUCUUCGAUUACGAGGUCCGAAGCACCAUUCACCAAGUCUCCAAGAAACGCGUCUACGCCCUUGUGAACACGGCUUCCGACCCGAUGACGCAGCUCGCAACUACAUAUAAUGCCGAACAGAUCGCCUUCACCAAGAGGUUACUCGAUGCCAUGUUCGAGACGUACAACUCUCCGCGUAUGGAGCUCAUGUGCAUCACUGAGAUGCAGGCCAUCAAGCUUGCCCGCCCUCCGCGGCAGCAGAACAAUAACGACGUCGAUGAGAAUGGAGCACCGACUCAGACACAAUCUUCGACGGAUAAGGGACUCAAGCACAGCGAAGUGGAAGACAUGCUUGUGAACCUGAUGAACCAGGGCUGGCUGGAAAAGUCCAAUAACGGGUUCUACAGCCUCAGCCCCCGAGCACUGCUCGAGCUUAGGGCGUGGCUGAUUGACUCAUACAACGACCCCGACGCGGCAGCGCAGGAAUGGCAGCGCAUCAAGUUCUGCGAGGCGUGCAAGGGAAUCGUUACCGUCGGGCAAAGAUGCGCAGAGAGGGAUUGUAACGCGCGCUUGCACCACAUAUGUCAGGACGCAUACUGGCGAACGCAGCGUAGCCACAAAUGCCCCAGAUGCUCAAGAGGCUGGGACGGUAAGCACUACGUGGGAGAGGAGGCAGAGACCAGUACAGAGGCCUACCAGAGGGGCCGCCGUAGGAGUGGAGGCAGGAAGGGCAGCAUGGCAGAUGAAGACGUGCAAGGAAAUGGCGGGGAUGAAGAUGGGGAGGAUGAAGUAUGAUCGAGCAUGAUCGGGCAUGAAGCUCUGUUCGGAAGCUCAUCCCCUGGAUGCUUAUAGGCAGUUUUCUUGAAGAUACCCCGGACUGGCGGCCAAAGCAGAGGCCAGUCACUUGACUACCGUAGUUCACAGACAUCCUGCUCUACACCCAUAAAGAGAGAAAAGAGCAAAGCGAACAGUUUAGAC
Messenger RNA from Colletotrichum destructivum, 1318 nucleotides. RefSeq names its product Putative non-structural maintenance of chromosomes element 1, Zinc finger, RING/FYVE/PHD-type. Gene Ontology annotation, biological process: double-strand break repair via homologous recombination. The transcript has a single exon. NCBI's taxonomy places the organism in Eukaryota, Fungi, Ascomycota, Sordariomycetes, Glomerellales, Glomerellaceae. Gene Ontology annotation, cellular component: Smc5-Smc6 complex; nucleus. The record is from RefSeq and is a predicted model, not a curated record. Gene Ontology annotation, molecular function: ubiquitin-protein transferase activity. The coding region runs from base 152 to 1135 and encodes 327 amino acids.